AGAUGUAUCUACGACUUUAUGGGGCUUUGCCGCUCGAUCACGAGUGUGCUCACAAAUACAUCAGUGUCACAAACAGCUGCAAAUUGUGCAUGUGUGUGUGACAAGUGACAAGUUCUGGUUUUCAAAUUUUGUAACGCUUCUGUUCUGCCCUUUCAAGCACCAGAAAGGCUCGCUCGCUUUUGACCGAUGUUUCCGACCUUGCGCCUUGCAGCUAGACUACUAUGGCAACUUCUCCGCUUCUUGUGUCAGGCCUUGCAGAUGGCCUCAUCUCUCGUGACUGUGCGCAAUACUCAUCGUGAUUGUCUGGGGCGCUUGAGAGAACGAAGGUGGACUUCCAGGAGCCAGAGCGGCUGGAGUCGUGAAAAGAGUCAUGGCAACUAAUAGCAUGCGAGGAUGCGCUUCUUUGGCGGCCUUGCACGUGUGCACUUGGAAAGCAAUUGGCUGUCCACUAUCAGACCACAUUGUGAUUGUCUGGGGGUGCUUGAGAAAUUGAAAAUGGGCAUCCAUGAGCCAGAGCGCCUGGAGUUGUGAAAAGAGUCAUAGCAACUCAUAGCAUGUGAGGAUGUGCUUUUUUGGCGGCCCUGCGCGUGCGCACUUGGAUAGCAAUUGGCUUUGGGACCACAUUGCUUGUUGGAUUGUUGGGGCCGCAGAGAUUGCAACAUGCGUCACUUGCAGUUCUGUAGCAAGACACCAUGGGAUCUCCGUUGGUCACUGCCAGAGUCAGUAGUGAUGGAGGACACUGUGUCCGUCCCUUCCAUCCUUCUUCUCACCCCAUAGGGCGUUUGUGCCUUGCUCAAUUUGCCUGAGCUGCAAAGACUGGCUGCCCGGCCAAGCUAAGAAGCCUGAGCCAAGUCCAAGCGCCAGCCACAUGCUCCAUUAUCCACGUCCAAGCGCGACUGGCUGCCGCAACAGCUGAAUCACUGUUUAUGACCAAAGCCGCAACCGCCACAGCUUCAAGAUGCUCUUUGUGUUGUUUGCGGGGGCACAAAAGGCUGAUGGGCCAGUCCUCUUUGUUGAAUGCGGGAAUGUUGACCGUUCCAAAGAAUGGCAUGGCAAGCUCAUAGCUCUUCUUCGACAAGGGUGCAAGUGGACCGACCAUUGAGCAACCUAUUCCCGAAGUGAAGUCGGUGCCAUUGCCGACGCGCUAGAUUGAGCGCCGAGGACCUCUUUGCUACCCAUGACGGGGUCACCGCGACCUGCUGUUGCAACGCACUCGCGCGUCCGAACGUUUGUCAGCAAAGAGAUAUGUAGGUGCAGAACGCAGCUAAAGACUGAUCACUGUACGAAAAGGGACCACUGCGUCGGGAUUUCGUGUAUCUGCCAGAGCCGAAAGGUUUGGCUAGGGGAGGCUGAAAGCUGCCCGCUAAGCCUUUCGAAUCUCGGGUACGGGUCUUAUAAGCACAACACUCCUGACUUGCGUUUGACCCAACUUUGGCCACACCGCGUCUUCCAGGCGUGCUGCCUGCCUUGCCUCGCCUCGUGACUGCCAUGGCCGCGGGGAACGCGAGUCGGUAAUGAUGCUCGCGAAUGGCUCGGUAAGAUGGACCCUUCGAUUUGACUUGUGACCAUUUUUGCAACUCCAUCUUCUCUCAUUUGCGGUCAAGGAAUGAAUCAGCAGUCCGCCUUCGUUCGGCAACAUGUCCAAUCGAAAUGGCCCGGUGUGGUGUAGACAGACACAUCGCUCGUUCGGCACGUUGGUGCGCGAGG
Molecule: messenger RNA, 1707 nt
Organism: Ceraceosorus bombacis
Lineage: Eukaryota; Fungi; Basidiomycota; Exobasidiomycetes; Ceraceosorales; Ceraceosoraceae
Source: the annotation of a GenBank genome assembly